Messenger RNA from Oenanthe melanoleuca, 5378 nucleotides. It is a transcript of the gene CXCR5, whose product is annotated as C-X-C motif chemokine receptor 5. NCBI's taxonomy places the organism in Eukaryota, Metazoa, Chordata, Aves, Passeriformes, Muscicapidae. Gene Ontology annotation, cellular component: membrane. Gene Ontology annotation, biological process: G protein-coupled receptor signaling pathway; chemotaxis; lymph node development. The record is from RefSeq and is a predicted model, not a curated record. The transcript has 2 exons. Gene Ontology annotation, molecular function: C-X-C chemokine receptor activity. The coding region runs from base 1678 to 2793 and encodes 371 amino acids.
GCCGGCGUGCAGUGCCCACGUGACCGCGCCCGUAGGGCUGGAGUCUUGUCUCGCUCCCUCACAACCGGCCGUUCCCUGUUAACUCUGUUUCGCAAGAAAGCGCCUGCAAACGUAACGGGGCUUCGCUAUGUAGCCAUUAAAACAGAGCCAACACAAACGUAAGAAUAAGGGAAUGAGCCACAGCCUGUAGGAGCGUAACCACCGAUCGUGACAGGCUGGGAAUUGGCAUUUGUUUUUAGACAGCUGUUACUUAGACAUGGACAUUGACGAACCGAGACACAAUGGGAAUGUAAUCUUAGUAGUUACUGCUUUGCAGACAAAUUUUUCUUCAAAUGGUUUUCCAAAAUACAUGCAAAAGGACAAGGACGUUCCUGGUUUUGUCUAGUUCCUCACGUCUCCAGCUGUCUCUGUGGCUGUUUUGCCACCCUCAGCAGCAGAACGCACAAGCUCCACCCUGCAGUUGCAGCUGAUCGAGAGCUCUCAGUCUCCCGGGCCCAGGGCACCCCACUGCUCGCCUCACCCUCGGCCCUGGCAGUCCAGGGCUCCAGGACAGGGCUUGCUCAGUCUGUUCUCCUUGGGAGACGCACUGCCAGCUCCCUGCGGCUUCCCUGGCUUGCUGCUCUCCAUCCUCCUGCUUCAGGAGAAAGAGUGCCCAGAGGCUGAUGAGCACAAACGGGUGCACACAAAGAUCCUCAUGGCAGGGGAGGACAGCGACAUCCUCGAGGCAGCAGGUGCCCGACGAGUCGGUAUCUAAGAGGAGUGGCUGUAAUCCAGCAGUGCUCAUGAGAAUAACACCACCCCCUUCUUUGCCAAUCCAAAGUCCCACCAGAGUCCUUGCUGGUAGAGAGGCCUUGGUGCAGCUCUACCUAGACAAGAGGAGGACAAGAACUGUGUUUGUCAAACCACCUCAGCUCGUGGCCCAGGAAAAGCUUUCUGCCAAAGUGCCAGCUGCAAUGCCCUCCUACUCUGCUGCCCCAGAUGGGGCAUUCUCACUGUGAGCAUGCUGCUGUGACAUCACUGAACAAAAUGCCCAUUUCUCCGGGCAGAGAAAAUCUCGAUUCUCCUUUGUUACUGUUAUGAAACCAAGCUGCCCAGCCCCUUGCAGAGCGGCUGCCAAGGCUUUGCUUUCCUGUGCAAGCCACCUCACACUCUCCCAAGCCCAGACGAGGGGUGAAGCAGCAGGAGAUGGCGCAGAAGACAGCCACAAGUCACUGGGGUUAAAGCAGCCAGGAGGACCCCAAGGCAGAGGGGGCAAAGUCCUGCACAGCUCCAGAGCAGUGCCUGGAUCCAGGAGGUUUCUGGUAAGGGUGGUCCUUAGCACAGAACUUUUCAAAGCCUUUCGGACCGCUUGGAACAUGAACAGUGUGGGCAAGAGCCCUGAAAUUUUCCAGGGAAGACCUAAGGAUGUUCUGGAUCUUCUGUGGUAUAGACCAAAGGAAUAUGUACUCUUCAAACUGUACUUUAAAAAUCAACUUACAGCACUAGUAAAAAGAUAAUAAAGCUAGAUGCUAAUCUUUACAUCAAUCAAGUCACUCUAUGCCCGGGGCUCAUUUGCCUUGCAAAUACUCUCUUGUUAAAUUCUGUGUCCCUCCCUAUUCGCUGAAAUGAUUGACUCCACCCCAGAAAAGAACUUUUGUAGCAAUUUCUGGAGGAGAGACCGAUCCUGCCUCUCAAGCCAUGGGGCCUGUCAGCUACUCAUCAGAGACCUAUGACUUGAGCCAGGUGGAGCUGAGUGGUUACUAUGAAGCUGAGAACACCACCCCUUCUUUGGAGGGCUACUUUUGCUUCAACCCAGCCUCAUCUGUGGUUGGCAACCAGGGAGACCCCUUCAGAAAGGUCUUCAUACCCCUCAUCUAUCUGCUGAUGUUUGUGCUGGGGACUCUGGGCAAUGCCCUGGUCCUGGUCAUUUUAGAGAGGUUCAAGAGGUCUCGCACCACCACAGAAAACUUUCUUUUCCACCUCACCCUGGCCAACCUGGCACUGUUGCUCACCUUCCCAUUCAGUGUGGUGGAGAACUUGGCUGGGUGGAUAUUUGGGAAGUUCCUCUGCAAGAUCCUUAGUGCUGUCCACAAGAUCAAUUUCUACUGCAGCAGCCUGCUGCUGGGGUGCAUUGCUGUGGACCGCUACCUGGCCAUCGUCUAUGCAAUCCACACCUACCGCAAACGCAGAGCUCGCUCCAUCCACCUCACCUGCACGGCUGUCUGGCUCUGCUCCUUGCUUCUGACUUUACCCGAUCUCAUCUUCGUGGAAGUCUGGACAGAUGACAGCAACCGCAGCAUUUGCUAUUUUCCAGAGGUUGGCAUUGAUGGAAACAAUGCAUGGCUGGCAACACGCUUCCUUUACCACACCGUGGGCUUCUUUGUGCCUCUGCUGGUCAUGUGCUACUGCUACGUGGCCAUCAUCCGGGCACUGUGCCAGUCCCAGCGCCUGCAGAGACAAAAAGCUGUCCGUGUGGCCAUCCUGGUCACAGGCAUCUUUCUCCUCUGCUGGAGCCCAUACCACAUCGUCAUCUUCCUGAACACACUUACCAAGCUAGAAGCCUUCACUAAGAACUGCCUCCUGGAAGACCAGCUGGACACAGCCAUCAUGGUGACAGAGGCCAUCGGCUUCACGCACUGCUGCCUCAACCCCAUCCUCUACGCCUUCAUUGGGGUCAAGUUCCGCAACGACUUCUUCCGGAUCCUGCAGGAGCUUGGCUGCAUAAGCCAGGAGACCCUGCAGGAGAUCCUGGAAGUGACAAGGAAGGGUAGUGGGAUAGAGUCUGACAACACCACCUCCAUCUCCACUUUCUAGCUGGGAAAGGCUGCCUGCCGGGCAGAACUGGUCUGGGUCUUUCCUUCCCAGUGGCACACUUGCUGUGGUCUCAGUUACAAGUUUCACAAGCAUCCCCACAACUUUGUUCACUCCUCAGGAAACAGGUCCAAUAGCCACCAAACACCCAAAUCCCAUCAGACACCUCGCUUGGCUCUUUCUGGUUCUCAUACGUGUAGAGAUCCACCUGGCAGCUGUUGGCGAAUGCUGGAUGCCUGAUGGUCGCUCUUGUUGGGCUGGAUGAACUCAAGCGGAUUGAACGUGAUAUUCCCACCUCUCCCUCGAAAAACUGACUGCAGGCAUCUUGUGCACUAAGCCAGGCACAGGACUGGGGUGCCAGGGUUAAGGAAAAAAGUGCAGCCAAGUAAAUGAGUCAGGUCAGUAAGCAGGUCUCCAUUUCACUAGCUCAGGUUGGUACAGACAUUGCCAAAGGAAGCCGUGGGACUCAGUGACCACAGCAACUGGAGAGAUGCAGGUAGGACUGCUGGGGGCUGUGAGGCUCAAUGCAACAGCACAGGAGUACAGUGCUGGAUGCUCUGACUGCAGCAUUGUCCUCCUGCUCGUGACAUCCCCCCAGCCAGCACAACAUGUCAUCAUCCCAACUCAGCUCACGCCAGGAAGUCCUCCUGCAGACUGAAAGAUCUGACUGUCACAGACUCUUUCCUGACACCAGUUGCAUCCUUCCCCACUCAUUCGAUCUGUUUUACUGCUGUUAUGACCUCCUGUGAGUCGCUGCUGAACUGAAUGCCUGACUAUGCAAAAGUGUUCCUUUAAGGAACACCAUCUGAGGAGAUGGCUUCUUCUUGUGACUGCAGACAGGGGAAAGAAACCACACAGCUUGGUAAGGCUGAUGGUAUAACUUUUUCUUUUUUUUUUGGCAGCUAGUUGUAUGGCUAUUUAUGGGUUCUGAGAGCAAGGAGACCACUGAGAGUAAGGGAUAAUUUCUCUUUGCUUUUAGCAAGGCUAGAGGAAAUGUGGCAUUUUGCUUGGCACUAUGCUUUCUGAUAGUUUUCCUCCACCUGCACCUAUAGGCCUUUCAGAGAUUAACUGCAUCCAGGUGAACACAGAACAAACCUGGGCCAUGAUCUUGCCCUGAACUGCAAGUAUGCAGAAACUGCUCAGAGCAGGGCAGCUUGAUGAUAAUUUGGUUCAAAAUAAGAGCAGCAUCUUUUCCCAUCAUUAAUUCUUGCACUGCAAGCUGGUGUGCGGGGAAGCCCCAGCAGACACUCAAGACAACCUGCUGCUGCCUAGGAGGUCUUGUCACAGUUUAACGGGGCAGCGGGCCCACAACACUGCUCCAUGACAUUUCUGAUCCUAAAGAGUGCUGUGGCCUAAACUGUGGGAGAGCCAGAGCCAUACAUACCAAUGUCACAUAAGCACAACCCUCCUCACAUCUGCUCUACCCAUCACCUCACAUUUUAAGCAAUGUCAAAACAAUGUUAGUUCUCCUGCGGCAGCAGGAAUUUUGUGCUAAUCUCACUUCUCAAGUUCAUCCCACUAGCAGAGAGCUCAGUCCCAGGUGAGCUUCAGGUACUCAAGGGCCCUGCUAAAAGCACCAGCCAUUAUGGAAAGGGGCCACGUUACCUCAGCCUGGCUCAGGCAGUGAUCUCAAUAGCUUGAUCUCAUAUUGUGACUUGGGGAGAAAACUCACCUAGUGUAAGGCAGUCCACCAUUUCCUGCAGCACCACAUCUUCAAAGAGUAAACUUUCAAGUAAUGGCAAUUGUGGUUGUUCAGGCAUGUACAUGCAGCAGAGAAGGGCAAGUCUCUCAAGCCUGAACUUAUGUUCUCCACGGUUGUACCAGUGAUAAAACCCACUGCAGAUGCAUUGUAAACACCUACUCAGUAGGUUAUGGUGACAGCUGUGCUUCUACAUGAAAAUGUUAUUGAAAAAAACAAGUCAAAGUGUAAAAUUCUUACAGUGGUCACAAAGUAAAAAAAUCUGCACUCAAAUGAGAGUGAACAGAUUACACAUCUAUUGUUACUAUAGCUUUUAGCAUUGGUAUGUACAAACCUUUAGGAAGUACCUUUUGAGGUAAGCUGUAAUAAACAGGUGAAUAAAACACCAUCUUCUCAUGUAUAGUGCUUGUAAGUAUUUGUCUGUAACUGUGUCAUUAUUCAAGGGAGACACAUCAGAGAGCACUAAGUGGGCAGGUGGUGCCUUGCUGACAAGCUCUGCUCAAAUGGCUCAGAGGAACACCUUGCUCAGAUUCCCUUUCACCAGUUCCACAGAAGGCUCUGCUGUGUUCAGACCUCUCUGCUUUAUGGAGCCUCUUCCACUAACUGCACCUCCUGCCCCAGUUUUACAGCAGCUGCUAACCUGACUGGAAAGCUGCCCUUACACCUACAUUUGAUUCAGCUUGGGAAUGGCUUGGCUCAGAGCUGGCAGACCUUCCCCAAAGAGUUGACACUGUUCCUCCCCACAGCUGCCUGCAGCCAGCCUGCUGAAUGGUGACAAGAAGAAAGCAAGAGGAACUUUCCUUCACUGCAGAGGAAGCUCUGCUUUCCAUUCAGCAAAACCCUUGCUGUGUCCUCAAAGUUUGCAUGGCUGUCACGUCACCUUGCCCCU